AUGAAGAUUCUCGAGGCUCAGUCGGCCGUCCUGACCAAUUUCGAGGUCUACCACCAUGUCGUCAACCAGCCUCAAGGCAGCAGGCGAGCUGGGAAAAAAGGCCCGACAAACUAUGAGACUUUGCAUCGAGAGCUUGUUCAUUAUCUCACCACCAUGCCAAACCCCCUCGCCCAGCGGCCCCUUCCCUACAGCCAAGACUGCAUCAAGCAGCUGAUCCAGCGCCUGCACCCCUACGAGCUCGCCAAGGGCGAGAUGAUGAUGAUCUUCAACUUGCGCCCGGCCUCUGCCUCCGCUCUCAACACCAUCAUCGAGGACAUGGAAGAUCGCUUCGACGAGGACAAGCAGGCCGAGAUUGUCGACAUCAUCGCCGAGGUUCUCGGAACUUUCCCGCCUGGGGGCGCUGCUGGAGCCGCAGAGGCCAACGGCCAGGCCGAGCACGGGACGUCGUAG
Molecule: messenger RNA, 450 nt
Organism: Verticillium alfalfae VaMs.102
Lineage: Eukaryota; Fungi; Ascomycota; Sordariomycetes; Glomerellales; Plectosphaerellaceae
Exons: 2
Coding region: 1-450 (149 amino acids)
Biological process (GO): transcription initiation at RNA polymerase III promoter
Cellular component (GO): RNA polymerase III complex
Molecular function (GO): nucleotide binding
Source: RefSeq, a predicted model, not a curated record